CAGCGCGAGCCCGGCCCGCCUCGGCGCCGCUCGGGCGGGCUGCAGCGCGCCAGCACCGCCCCGCCGCGCCCCGCCCGGCCCGGGCCGCCGGCCGCGGGCCGCCGCCGCCCGGGACCCGCCGCGCCGCUCUAGUUUUACGCUCUGUGCCUGGGCAAGGUGAUGGACAGCAGAGCAGAGAUGGAAGUUGUGAGAAGCAUGAAGGGGAAUCCUGCUGGGGAGGUUAGUGUCCAUGUGGUCACCACUGAGAACACUGUGCAGAGCACCCACCUGCCAGCGACUGCCUUCAUCAUACCAGCAAAUGCCACUACCAUCAACCUUCCUGCGAGCACCUUAGAAAUCCAGCGAUUCCCACGGGAGCCACAGAGAAGCACAGGGGCUGAGAGGCCGGAAAGGGGAGCAGGGAAUGAGCCCAUCACAGCCACUGUCAUCCCCCAGAUCAGUGGGGUGCAGACCUGCAACACAGUCCGUGUGCUGGAGUGGAAAGAUGGGGUGGCUACUUUGCCUGGGAGUAACCUGCGGUUUCGGAUAAAUGAGUAUGGGACACUGAAGGUGGUGAGUGCUGAUAAGAUGCCUCCAGUGGAACCUAUAAAGGAGAGUCACCCAGAGAAAGACGGGGACUCAGAGGUGCCACCCACCAGCAGGGACAAUCCUACUGUUGCUCAGGAUGUACCAGAGCAGCCCAGGCUGCCAACAGCAGAGGGCAUGUGCCACUGUGAUACCUGUGGCCGGAGACAUGUUUCAGACGGGGCCCGGGAAGGCAGGGGCUUCUGCAGUGAACACUGUCACCAGCAGUUCAAAGAAAGGUCUGUCAUUGUGGAAAACUCUGCUAGCAGCACCAAUGUCAUUGAAAUCCUCAAGCCAGUGAAGAAACGGAAGAGGAAGGAUUACCAGAGCCCUUCGGAGGAAGAAUAUGAAUCUGAGCAAAUGGAGGAAAAGCAGGAAGAGAGGAAAAACUCUGCAGGAGACUCUGCUAUCAGCAGUCCAAACACUGAAGCAUGGAACGGGAGCCAGCACGGUGCCAGCGAGGAGAAGAAAGAAGGCUGGUCUUGGGCGUCCUACCUGGAGGAGCAGAAAGCUGUCGCUGCCCCUUUAGAUCUCUUCCAGGAUUACCAAGUAGUUUCCCAGCACAAGAAUGGCUUUAAAGUGGGGAUGAAGCUGGAGGGGAUCGAUCCACAGCACCCAUCUAUGUACUUUAUCCUUACUGUGGCUGAGGUGUGUGGUUACCGAAUGCGCCUCCACUUUGAUGGCUACUCCGAAUGCCAUGAUUUCUGGCUGAAUGCUGACUCCCCCAACAUCCACCCUGCUGGCUGGUUUGAGGAGACAGGGCACAAACUCCAGCCCCCGAAAGGGGUUGUAGGUUAUAAGGAGGAAGAAUUCAGCUGGACAAGCUACCUGAAGAUAACAAAGGCCCAGGCAGCUCCUAAGCACCUCUUUGUGAUCCGAAACAGUCACGAGGCUCCACCGGGCUUUGAGGUGGGCAUGAAGCUCGAAGCCGUGGACCGCAUGAACCCUUCCCUGAUCUGCGUUGCCACAGUGACGGACGUGGUGGACAAUCGUUUUUUGGUGCACUUUGACAACUGGGAUGAUACUUAUGACUACUGGUGUGACCCCAGCAGUCCAUAUAUCCACCCAGUCGGAUGGUGUCAGGAGCAUGGCAAACCCCUCACACCUCCUCAAGAUUAUCCUGACCCUGACAACUUCAGCUGGGAAAAGUACCUAAAGGAAACUGGAGCAUCUGCUGUCCCAGCUUGGGCCUUUAAAGUGCGGCCACCCCAUGGCUUCCUGGUGAACAUGAAGCUGGAGGCAGUGGACAGAAGGACUCCCUCCUUCAUCCGAGUGGCCAGCGUGGAGGAUGUGGAAGAUCACAGAAUAAAGAUCCAUUUUGAUGGCUGGAGCCACGUCUAUGAUUUCUGGAUCGAUGCAGAUCAUCCGGACAUCCACCCCAUAGGCUGGUGCUCAAAAACUGGGCACCCACUGCAGCCUCCUCUCAGGCCAAAGGAACCAGCCUCCUCUACCCAUGGGGGCUGCCCAACUCUGGGCUGCAAGAGCAUCCCUCACACCAAGGGCUCCAAGUACAGCUUUCACCACAGGAAGUGCCCCACGCCGGGUUGCGACGGGUCAGGACACGUGACUGGGAGAUUCACAGCCCAUUACUGCCUCUCAGGGUGCCCACUGGCAGAGAAGAACCAGGGCAAGCUCAAAGCAGACUUAUCUGACACCGAGGCCUCAGCUCGAAAGAGGAACCUGAUCGGCUUCUCUCAGCGAAAGAAAUCUCGGCACCACGGGAGAGGGCGACCGCCGAAGUACCGGAAGAUCCAGCAGGAAGACUUCCAGACUAUUUCCUCAGACAGUAUGCACCAGUCGCUCUUUAUGUCUGCCCUGUCUGCCCACCCUGACCGCUCCCUGUCCCUCUGCUGGGAGCAGCAUUGCAAGCUCCUGCCAGGGGUGGCUGGCAUCACAGCAACCACAGUGGCCAAGUGGACCAUUGAUGAGGUCUUCAGCUUCGUUCAGACUCUGACGGGUUGCGAGGACCAAGCCAAACUCUUCAAGGAUGAGAUGAUCGACGGCGAGGCUUUCCUCUUGCUGACGCAGGCUGACAUUGUCAAAAUUAUGAGCGUCAAGCUGGGCCCGGCACUCAAGAUCUACAAUGCCAUCCUCAUGUUCAAAAAUGCUGACGACACCUUAAAGUGACUUUUCUUGACCCAGCUGAGACCCUCCCUCAGCACCGGUGCUGCCAAACUGUCUGGCCAGGACAGAGAUCCCCCGCAACAGCCUGCAGCUUGUCGUGUCCUGCCCACACCCUCUUGGAUGCCUCAUGUCUGCUCUCGCACCAGUCCAUCUCCCUGACCCUCUUCCUCUCUCUCUCUCUCUCUCUCUCUCUCUCUCUCUCUCUCUCUCUCUCUCUCUCUCUCUCUCUCUCUCUCUUCCCCCCCCCCCCCCCCCGCCCUCCCUCCACACUGUCCCUCUCCUCCAGUGCUGGUAGAGGCUGACGAGGCAGAGGGUAGAUUGACGAGGCAGAGGGUAGAUGUGGGAUUAGCCUGCCUUAGCGUGAAAGCCACCCUUGAUGUGCUCUGAGUGCAGUGACUGCGCUAGCUCAGGGGUGUGUUCAGGGAUGGUGGAGCUGCACAGAGGGUGCAGGGGACCGAGGGCUGACACCACUGCUCAAGGAACUGAGGAAAGGGAAGGGACUGACUACCCACACGCAUGCUCAUACCCAUUGAAAGGCUUGUCUUUCCUUUGUUCAGCAGCUUGGAGAGUUUUUUUUUUUUUCCUCUCCUGUCUGUGUUCCCCUGGGGGGAGGCUUGUGUUAACAACAGAUCUGAGGGACACUCUUCCGGGGACAUUCUGCUCACUUUGCCUUUUUCUCUCUUGACUUCUUGUGACUCCCCCUUUUAAGGCCAGGUGAUAAUUUUGCUUUGCCCCUUUAUUGCACUGGGAAUCAGUGGCCAACCUCUUGCCCCUUCUGAGGAGCAGUGUGUCCCAGCCAUGGCUCCGGUCAUGACCAGCACCAGUGUUUUAUUGCUCUUUCCUAUAAGGCAGCAGCCCUGGGGCCCCAUGUGGCCAGGGCUGUACGGAUGCAGAAUAAAGCUCCAUUUCCUUUUACACUUUCGGCUGCCUCAGCCAGCACAUCUCUGGGAGAAAGGCUAUUUGAUUAACUUGUGCCCCUUGCAGCGAUUAAAAAGUCCUCUACAAAGGAGAGGCAGACACACUUUAGUCCCCGUAUUAGGAGAAAGGCCCUUUCUAGCAUUGAGGCAGCUGCAGAGGGCAGAAAGCCUCUAUUUCUCCAUAGCAGAUCUGGAGCUUGGUUCCUAAGGAAUUCCUAAGUUCGUUGACUCCGUCCUGCCAAGCCACCUUCUCGCCCCCUUUUGCCGUCCUGAGGCCCCCCCAAGCUUUGGUAUUAGAAAGGUAGGAUUAUUUGGUUUUGUUCUGUUUUCCUUCCCUGCAGAGCUAAAAAAUUCAGCAGCGGACAGGUUUUUCUGUCCUUUUAGCAACAUAGUACCUUUCAAAAAGGGUGCAUGCACUUUGGAAAUGCUCAUGUAAUGCUGUCCCCUGUAAUGGAGGGAAGGCCAAGUAGUCUAGGAUUUUUUAGCCUGAAAAGCUGACAUGACUGAGGGGAUCCAGACAGAGUCCCAGGCGGCUUCAGAUAGUGCCCAUGUCACCACCUGCCAGGAGGGAGAGGACAUGCAGUGCCUAUGUGAUGCUUAUUGGGGUCUUCUGUCCCUCCCUGCACGUCUUCUGUGGGUGACCACUGGAGCAAGGACAGCAGGUGGAGGGACCAGUGGUGUGACUGUGCGGUGCUUGUGGUUCUGCUCUGUCACACCAGAAGGAGGUCAGCACUGGCUGGGCUGUCUGUGACUGGAGGUGGACUCCUGGGCCCCUGAGAAUAUUUCACAGUCUGAAGUGGUGUGAUCCGCGUCCUGGAUGUUCCUUCUUUCCCAUGCCCAUGAGUGACAAUACCAGUAGCGAAACAAAUCUUUCCCCCUUUCCCAGUGCUCAAAGACAGGGGUGAGAGAUCUUAGCGUGUGCACCAGCAACAUGUCUCGGAGCAACACUGCCUUGGAAGCCACUGUCACACUUGGGUCAAUUUGUGCUAGGCUUCCCAUGGAAAUGUAGCAUUUUGACUCUUUCUUAUUGAAUAUUUGGGGUCAUGUUUGACCUGCUCUUGAAAUGUCUGCUGCUUGCUGUUCAUGCAGGGCUUGUAACUAGUCCAUGUAUUUAUUUUGUCAAUGCUUGGGUUUGAUUCAGGCAGCUCUCCCUCUCCUCUCCCUUUUCAUCUUCUUCCAUCUCUUCAAGCACUGUGGUGUGGCCAGCUGUGGAGAGAGGGUGAGUGGGAAGGAACAGACGUGUCCUUGAGUGCCACCAUCACUCCUGGAGUCACCCUCAAUCUGCAGUAAAUGGUGUCAAACUUGGUCUCGUCAGCUAUCGGAGAGCCUCUUCCUGGGCUUCUGUGUGCUGGGGGAGAGGAAGAGGAGCUCUGGGACCUUCAGCUGUGAGAUUCUCCAUGUAAACCGUGCUCUGAAACAUCUCCAGGUGUGAUCUGGAAGGGCACAUCUCUUACUUGGCUCUCAGUACCUUGGCACAGGACCUGGUCAGUGAGCUUAUAAGGAACUAUCUUAUGAAUCCUGCUCUUGUCUGCUCCUUUCCCUCAUGCUAAGGCAUUCCUCCCUUUGGGGAGGGGACUAAGUGCUUGCCUUGGGUGUGCAGGAGUAAAUUGCUACCAGGGUAUCAGAUCUAAAACCAGCACAAAGGAUGGAGGGAGAGUCUUGUCUCUCCCAGGGCCGCCCUGGGGAGCAGAGGUGGUGGGGAGCUCCCAGGACCGCUGCUGAAGGGGAAAAGGAGCUGUAAAGCCAAACCAUGGCUGGCCCACAGGACCACAUUGCCCACACAGCAGCUCUUGCUCUGCUGUUGUGGUGAUCAAGGCGUACUCUGCCUGGGCCCUGGCAAGGUGGGCAGAGGUGGGUGCUCCAGCCUGCACUGGCCUUGGGCACCAGAAGGUGCAGCUGGAAGCUGCUCCCAUUGGAUACUGCCUUCCUGGGCUCUUGUAACCUCUGUAAGAGCAGAUGCGAACUGACUGAGCCUGCCAUGCAUGGCCCCCAGCUGCAUGGCUGGACCCAGGGUCUGUGGUGGGGAUGUUGCUGGGUCCAAGCUCUGCACAGGGAGCAGCUUGCUGGGAAAAACAGCCGCAUGGGAAGUGUGAAGUGAGAUGUGAAGAUUUCUGUCACACUCGCUCAUCUGCUGUCUCGAGCACCAGUUCACCUGCCUCUUGGGCUGGCGUCUUUCAGUCCUUUGGGUAAAAAGCUUCUGAAUUGGUCUGGGUGAGAGAGUUACAGAGUUUGUCGAUGGUCAAGGGCUAUUUACUGUUAAAGCUUAUAACCAUCUUUUUGUUUCCUCAAAAAAACAAACAAACCCAAAGCAUUGUGUGUAUGUGUGGGUGGGUGCUUGUGCGUGCCAGUGUACAAAAAUCACAAUGCCAUUUCCUCUGCUGGUGGUCUGACACUGUUUUAUUGUGGUCUGCCUGCCGCAAAGAUGUGCCUGGGAAGGUGGUAGGCCCUGGGCCGUGGGCAGUGGCAGCUGGGGGAGCAGACAGCCUGUCGGGAAGCAGAUGUUGCCCCUGGUGCCCGCAGGGAAGCUGGGAGAAGGAAGGGUGGCUGCACCCUGGCUGCGGCAGGUCCUGCAUCUCCAUGGAGCCCCAGGCCAGGGAGUGUCGAGGCGGCUGUGGCCAAGGCAGAAGCACCAAAGUUUUGCAUCCUCCCCCUGUCGGCCAGCCAGGCUCUUCCUGGACACCCCCACUGCCAUGUCGCCGAGGAGCCGGAGCAGAUGCUAGGGCUGAAGCUGGCCAGCAGAUCUCCUGGAGGCUCUUUUCAAGAGAUGUGACAACAGUCCAAGUUUUUCAGUUCAUGAAGGAUUUUUUUAGUAUAUUUCUGAGUGGAGGCCCCUGAAGCCUGUGCUCCCACAGUCCCACCUGUGCUGCCGGAGGUGGCGUUGGCUCAGCUGGAGCCACUUCCCGCCCUGUGGUGGGUGCCGCGGUGCCACUGCCCCUCCAGCCCCAGCCUCAGGUGCCAGGGUGUCUGCCUGGGCAGCGGGCCUGGGGAUGGCUCUGGGUGCGUGUGAGCAGUCUGAGCCUCCCAGGAGGGUGUUUAUCCCUUCAGUGAGAGCCUGAGGUCUGUGUUCCUGCAAAGAAAAGGGAGGGCCUGAGGCUCGGCGAGGAACUGGACCUCUGGCCAGAGCAUAGCUGGCUGCCUCUCUUGCUCCAGGAGGCCUGAGCAAUUUUUGCGUCAAUCACAAGCGCUGUUUAAAAAAAGAAGAAAAAGAAUCCAAAUGUCUGGGAGGAUUGAUGGCUUACGACAGCCACCUCCUGCCAAGGCAAAUCCGUGGACUUGAGUGUAAUGGAGGGAGUGCUAGCAGAGGAGGCAGCCGCAUGGAGAGGUGACUUAGCAGCUUCUCUGCUGUUCUCCCUCACUCCUUCAUUUCUUGGGUGGAGGGGGCACCCUGAGUGCCAAGGGAAGGGAAACAGCCCACAGCUGCAGCCCAGGUCUGUUCCCCCUCCCCACCUCCCCUUCUGGGGCCCCGGACUUGCUGUUUCCUGGUGGGAGGAAAAGGGAUUUGCAUUUUGGAAGGAGUGUGUUUGUGACGACAAAGCUUUUUUGCACUUUCAUUCAUUUUGCACUUGUUUUUAAUUUCUAUUUCUUGAAUUUUUUGAUAUUUGCACCUCCUCUUUGUGUUUUCAUGAUGGAAAUACUAUUGAUGUAGCCAGUGCAGCUAUUCCAGAACUUUGUGUCUUGCGUAUACAGAGGUUUAAAGAUCUUAUAUAUAUAAAUUUAUGUUUGUAUAAAAAUAAAUUUAUAUAUAUAGAUCAGUAUGUGGUGUGUUUUGUCAGUGUUUCAAAAUAACAAUAAAUAAAUGUGAAUAGCGGAAUUACA
Messenger RNA from Dromaius novaehollandiae (emu), 7421 nucleotides. It is a transcript of the gene L3MBTL1, whose product is annotated as L3MBTL histone methyl-lysine binding protein 1. The transcript is spliced from 22 exons. Lineage: Eukaryota; Metazoa; Chordata; Aves; Casuariiformes; Dromaiidae. Gene Ontology annotation, biological process: negative regulation of DNA-templated transcription. Gene Ontology annotation, cellular component: nucleus. The record is from RefSeq and is a predicted model, not a curated record. Bases 160 to 2691 code for a protein of 843 amino acids. Gene Ontology annotation, molecular function: chromatin binding; histone binding; zinc ion binding.